Molecule: messenger RNA, 1157 nt
Organism: Manihot esculenta (cassava)
Lineage: Eukaryota; Viridiplantae; Streptophyta; Magnoliopsida; Malpighiales; Euphorbiaceae
Product: vesicle-associated protein 2-1
Exons: 8
Coding region: 259-924 (221 amino acids)
Biological process (GO): endoplasmic reticulum membrane organization
Cellular component (GO): plasma membrane; endoplasmic reticulum membrane
Source: RefSeq, a predicted model, not a curated record
UCCCUCCCUCUCUUGCGAUUUCUCUCCGCCAUUUUCAUUUCCGGUUGUAUAAGAAAAACAAACUGCCAUUCCUAUCUCAAUCAACAGAGAGAUAGCUUUCAAUUUUUACCCACAGGCCACCGCUUCAACCGAUAAAUAACCGAAACAGGUGCCUAGAACUGCGCCAGUCUUCUUUUAGUGCAGGUUUUGAUUCAUUGAUUUUUCGGAUUCCGUGGGAAUUUGUGAUUUUGAUAUUGAUCUGUGUUUGGUGGUUCCGAGAUGACUGCUGGUGGUGGCAAUCAGUUGAUUUCAGUUCAUCCCGAUGAGCUCAAGUUUAUUCUUGAGCUGGAGAAGCCAAGCUAUUGUGAUCUUAAAGUUGUGAAUAACACAGAACAUCACGUUGCUUUUAAGGUUAAAACCACUUCACCAAAGAAGUACUUUGUAAGGCCCAACACUGGUGUUGUACAACCUUGGGACUCAUGUGUUAUCAGAGUUACUCUACAAGCCCAACGAGAAUAUCCUACAGAUAUGCAAUGCAAAGAUAAGUUUCUCUUUCAGAGUACAACAGUACCUCCACAUACUGAUGUGGAUGAGCUUCCUCCAGAUACUUUCAAUAAGGACAGCAGUGGGAAGAUAUUAGAGGAGUGCAAGCUUAGAGUUGUAUAUGUCAGUCCAUCAACUCAAGAGAACUCAGAGGAAGAGGCAAAGAGCUCCUCACAGGGUCCUGAUGCUAACUUAGCAUUGCAGCGCCUGAAGGAUGAAAGAGAUGAAGCUAUUCAACAAACUGAGCAACUGCAAAAGGAACUGGCCAUGAUGAAGAGACGGGGGUAUCGAAAAAGUGAUCCAGGGUUUUCCGUGACUUUCGCAUUUGUUGUGGGGCUUAUUGGAAUUUUGGUUGGUUUCAUCUUGAACCUCACAUUGUCUUCUUCACCGUCCACAGAAUAACUGGAGCCACAGGAUCUCAGGCCAUAAUUUUUCUUGUCUGGUUUACUGUACAAGUCAUGUUUGGAUGAGAAGGGCGUCUACUUUUCCAUCCUUUUUGUACAUUGAUUGCUGCAGCUAUUGGUUUGCCAAAUAUAGUUUCAUUUCAUUUAUAUGUUACUGUUAGCAGCAAAUUUUUUCAUUUGAUUGAUAAGUUACUUUUAGUGUGAAUUAGUAAGUGGUUAUUUUGUUGCAAA